AUGAGUAGUUUGUCCCAGCAGUUGAAGGCCAUUAGCGAGAAAAAUGCCUCGGUGGCCUUGGACAGAAAGACACGUUCCAAGAUCCACUCGCGGUCUCUUAUUUUCGACGCAAAAAUUGCUGCUGCUCAAGACUAUGACUACAUCUACCAAAUCGGAUGUGAAGGGUUGGCAGAGCUAUCUGAGAUCGACUCCCGUUUCCAGAAGUUUUCUGAGACCCUUUUCUCCGAAAGGAGUCUUACAUUUGACAGAAAUGUUCAAACCAAGGAAAUCAUGGCCCAUGUCAAUCUUAAUUUGGAAGCUUUCAUCAAUUUAAUCGCUCCUUUCUAUCACUUAAACCCUGCUCUCAAAGCCAUGGAGUGGUUGGUCAGAAGAUACCACGUGAACAUUCACAACGGCGAAUUGUUAUUGUUGUCGGUAUUGCCAUACCAUGCACAGCCAGUUUUCAGCCGUUUCAUGAAUGUGAUUCCUAAUACUUCUUGGCCUGCCAUUUUCUCCAGCAUUAUUGGCUACAAGGAGAUGUUGAAGCCUCCACCAGCGUCAUCUAUCUUGAAAUGUUUCCACAAUGAUCCCGAGCUCUUCAAGUUGUACUCGCAGUACUUAGUGGACCAGUUGAAAAACAAGACCAUCUACAAGGAGAUGUUGGUGUUCUAUUUGUCCAAUACCGUCCAAGUUUUGGCAUCGCAUGCUCGUGACACUGAAAUUCUCAACAGCAGAUACAUCCCAACGCUAUUGGAGACCUUUGAAGAGCUCUUCGCCGAGCACUCUUUCAAGUACCUGGCUACUUUGAAUGUCGAUGUAAAGUUAACUGCUUAUGCCAUUGUGUCUGUGUUGUGCUCGAUUGUUCCAUUAUCAGACGUAUUGGUGUUCUCUUUCACUUCCUCCAUCAUCAAUAGCACUUUGGCAUUUCUGUCUGCUCUUCGUAGACAGACUCUCAUUGUUUUGGGGCAAUUAUGGAACUACUACAACGAGAGUGGGGUUCCAGCCUCCAGAAACGUGUUUGCCGGCCUUCCCGUGAAUACAUUGUUGCAGGAUGAAUCUAUCUUGCACGUGUUGCUUGAUGAGAAAUACAACUUGAACAAAUUCUUGUUCUUCUACUUCGACAAUGGUAUCAACCAAGAUGACGCAGACGUCAUUCGUGUCUUGAAGUUAGUUGACGUUACCACAUCAGACUUUUUGUUCGAACUUGCUGCCUCCAAGCUUCUUGCUUUUGUUGCCUCCCCUGAAGGAGCCUCUGUCAGACCUGAGGCAGUGGGGCUUUUCGAGAAGUUGGUCAAAACCAAUAAACAAAAAGUCUUGGAAAUCCUUGAGUCUCAGUCUAAGACACUUGCUGAUUUGGAGGUGAUUCUCAUGCACACAUUCUCUGGAAAUGAUGUCUCUGAUGGUGCUUACGAAGCUGAUUUGGAAGAUAUUGAGGUUCCAGCAGCCACUGCAUCUUCCUCUGACGAGCUUUAUGCUCAAUGUAAGCCAAAGAAUUCGGAUUUCUUGAAUGUCGCAUCAUCAGAAGAGUUCAACAGCAUGUCUCUGGUUCUCUUAAACAGUAUCCGUAAAUUGGAUGCUCAAGAGCAGAUUGAUUCUGUUUUCUCUUUCUUGAAAGUUGUGUUCUCCGAAAACAUCGAGACCGCAGUGAGCUUUCUCUUGAGACUUGCAUUGACCCCAUUGGUUCCUACCCAAAUGAAGUUGGUUGCUUUGACAUGCAUCAAGGCCAAGCUUAAGGAGGCCGUCAUAGAGAAUAGCCAAAUCAACUACUACUUAUUAGUUCCUAUUUUGGUUCUCGGUUUGGCUGAUACCAACAAGUCUAUCAGAAGAGCUUUUGUCAAUUUGCUUUCUGACGUGAAAAACCAAAGUGCUGCGCUCAACGAAGGAAACCCUAAGAAGGUCAAAUGUGAUUUGUUCAUGGAGACACAAAUCUACGGUGAGACCGAGCCCGCCAAACGUUCUAUAGUGUCUCCACAGGCCGGUAAUGCCAUGUUGGAUGUUUUGUUCGAGGAGGCUUCGACACUUGAGGAUGUCAUCGUGGACGCCUCGAGAAUUCGAAUCCUCGUAUUCGAGACAUUGUUCAAGAGCACCAAAAGCGGAAAGAAAUUUGGAUCCUUGCUUUUGAAGACCUUCAUUCUCAACCAGUGGUCGCUUCCUUUCUGGCCUCUUCAGUUCAAAUUCAGAGUGUGGAACAUCAUUGCUGCUGAGAAUAUUGCAACCAAGGGCAGUGACGAUAGAUUCUUCUUUGUGGAUGACGUCAAGAAGUACUUUAUCAAGAGACAACAGUGGAUCGAAGAAGCUGCUACCUCGGGUAUUGAGUUCGGGGAGUUUGUCGAACUGCCUCUUGUUAAGAUGGUGGGUGGCCGUACCUCCAACGAAAAGAAGAUUGCCAAGGAGAUUGAAUGGUUAUUGACUGCUCUCAGCACCAGUGGAGGCAUUCAAGUGGCUUCGAACGAGAGAUUGAUUGAACUCUUCCCCACUAUUGCCUCCGACGAGGUGAAGUUGAGAAUCUGUAGCGAGUUGAUUGAGUUGGUUAUCAGAGAAGACGACGUGACCUUGGAAUUUGACCCAGUGGAGACUUUGCAAUCAUUUAACUUCUCCAAGCACUCCAUGGUGGCCUUGUUGGACACUGUCAACAUUGUUACCCAGGUUCCAGAACAAGGUGUCGCUAAAAGAAGAAGAAGAUCGUCAUCUUCCACUCAGAAGAACAUGGCCAGAGACGAUAUAAGCUCUAUGGCAUCGACUCACUUGAGAAAACUUUCCAUCAUCUUGGAUGUCUUGGAGAACCACUUGAGAAACAAGCCUUUGGAGCUUGCAGAUCCAGAGUUGUUGCAGGCAUUGUUCAAAAUCUUGACUGACUUGGACUACUUAGGUAACGACGGUAAGAUGCCCGUGUUGUAUGCCCAGGAGACUUUGGCCUCGUGUAUGUUGCUCAGCAUUGUCCAGAUGAAGUCUGCCACCUCCAAGAAGAAGUUGAAGUUCGACUCCAACUCUAUCAGAGCAGACUUGAUUGUCAACUCUAUUAGACUUUCGCAGUCCCCUCAGGUCCAGAACAGAUUAUUGCUUGUAAUUGCUGAGUUGGCGUCUUUGGCUCCAGAGAUCAUUUUGCAUUCUGUCAUGCCUAUAUUCACCUUCAUGGGUGCUCACACCAUCAGACAAGAUGAUGAAUUCUCCAGCUCUGCAUUGCAGCAGACGAUCUCCAAGGUUAUUCCUGCCAUCACGUCGGCUUCUGCCUCUGCUAGCCACGAGAUCGAAUUUUUGUUGACCAGUUUCAUCACUGCCUUCCAACAUAUCCCCAGACAUCGUCGUGUGAAGCUUUUCGUGUCUUUGAUCAGAACUUUGGGUUGCAACCAAUCUUUGCACACUAUCAUGUUCUUGAUCGGCCAGCAGUACGCUGCUAACGUAGCCAAGGGUAAGACAAUUGAGUGCAACUCGUUAUUAGACUUUGUGGCCGCCUUGUUGAAGAUCUUCACUGCUGACGAGUGCUUGGAGAGUAUUGCUAACUUCUACGAUUUGUGGGAUUUGAUUCCAGAUUCUGAAGUUGAUAAGGACUCCGAGCUCUACACUCAGUUGUCUUCCAGAUCCAUUUAUGGCACUGCUAUUGUCAACUUGACCGGUAAGGAAUUGGUACAGCGUAAGGCUGCCUUGUUGGAGUUCCUUAACAAGGUGCUUGGAUCUGACGAGGAAGCCUCUGCUGCAUCCAACUCUGUCUCUUUGAAGAUGAAGGUUUCUUUGGUGUUGUUUGAUGAACAAGUGGACGAUGAAGACAAACAGAAUGUUUUGCAGAGAUUCAACAAAGUCACAUCGUUUAUCUUGGGCUCGUUGGACACCUUUUCCAACUCGGAUUUCCAAAGUAAGGAAAUUGUUUCUGCUUUGUAUGACCUGCUCAAGGGUUUGUUGAAUUUGUUGCCAUUGAGCUACUACAUUAACUCGAUUGCCGAGUCCUUGAAGACUGCUGAUGAUGAUGUUUCUAUCAAGAUUGCCCGUAACUUUGCAAUUCUUGCUGGUUCUAAAUUCGAGACUGAGGUCAAUGCCAACAGUUUCGACGACAACAUCGAUUCCGUUGUUAUGGACGAGUUGUUGCCUAUCUUGGUUGAAGGUAUUGACAAGUACGAAAGUAUCGAGUUGGUUCAGGCUUACUUGGACACAUUUGCGACUAUUGUAAAUAAGAUGGGCUCUUCUUCUACUGAAUUAAGCUCUUCUACCAACGCUAAAUUCUUGGUGAACUCGUUGAAGGUUUUCACCUCUGAAAAGUGCUUAUUGAACGGCCAGACCGAGAUCUUGGUCUCUUCGCUCAAUGCCAUCACCAGCAUCAUCAAUAUUUUGGGAGUGAAGUCUAUUGGCUUCCUCCCUAAGAUUCUUCCACCAGCACUUACCAUUUUGGAGACCACCUUUGAGAAGCUGACUGAGGACUCUGAUGUUGAAUCCGAAGAUGAAGAUGAGGAGGAUGAGAGCAAGACUUUGAUUCAGGGUUCCAUCCUCAUGUUGUUCGCAUGCUUGAUCAAGAAGAUGCCAGUGUUCGUUCUCUCCAGCUUGAAGCAGAUCCUCAAGUCCGUCUUGUUGUGUGAUCGUAUUGACAAUGCUAUCAGAUCUAGCAUUUUGAACUUGGCAGUAGAACAUCUUGACAAAGCUCAGGUUUUGCAAGGUUUGUGCAAUUUGGCCUUGACCGAUGAUGUUUAUGCCCUUGACAGUGCAGCUGACUUGGGAUUGUACUUGAACUCCGUCAAGUCCACCAUUGACUCCAUCGACAAGAAGGGUGCCACCUCGCAGUCUUCCUUGUUCAUGAAGUGGUUGAUUAAAUCUUUCGGUUUCAGAACCGAGUAUGGUGAAGAGAAGUUCAGUGAUAACACUGUUCACAGCAUCGAAAGCUCUUUCCAUCAAUGUGGUCUUGCUUACGUCAUGAAAUUGAACGACAAGAGUUUCCGUCCAUUAUUUGCCAGUCUUGUGAGAUGGGCAGUCAGUGGUGAGGGAUCUGUCGUUGAGGCAUCUGAGGUUUCGAGAUUGGAGGCCUUCUUCAAGUUUUUCAACAAAUUGCAGGAUAACUUGAAGAGUAUCAUCACUUCGUACUUCUCGUACUUGCUUGACCCUACGAUUGCCAUUUUGAAGAGAUUUGAGUCUGGAGAUUUGAAGGAGACUAACUUGAGAAGAAUCGUCUUGCACGGCUUGGGAUCAUCCUUCAAGUAUGACCAGGAUGACUACUGGUCGCACCUGCUGAGAUUUGAGACUAUGGUGGCUCCCCUUUUGGGCCAAUUGGGCAACAUCGAGCCAUCUAUCGGUAAGCAUCUCGUCAAGACCAUCUCAUUCUUUGUUUCUAAUGUCUCUUCAGACGAGUACAACGACGCUUUGGUCAAAACUUUGGUGAGAUACAUUUCCAACGAGUAUGAGAACACUCUGAACACCAAGAUCUGGACAAUUAGAGUGUUGAAGGCUGUAUUCCAGAAGAUGGGAGAGCAAUGGUUGUCCUACUUGCCAACAUUCAUUCCAUACAUUGCGGAGUUGUUGGAGGAUGACGACGAGGAGGUUGAGAUGGAGGUAAGAAAGGAUUUGGUGAGAGUGAUCGAGAACAUCCUAGGAGAACCACUCGACAGAUAUCUUAAUUAG
Molecule: messenger RNA, 5577 nt
Organism: Sungouiella intermedia
Lineage: Eukaryota; Fungi; Ascomycota; Pichiomycetes; Serinales; Metschnikowiaceae
Source: the annotation of a GenBank genome assembly